CCGUCAUCUGACCGUUUUCUAUCCUUGCAGGUCAAAGCCGCCUUAACUCGCGCCUACAACAAGUCCUCCCACGUGCUGCCAUAUGCCUGCGCUAGUCAGGCCGGGUCCAGCAGAAAGCGCCAUGUAGCUGCGGUAUUGGACACUGCGGUGUACGCCGACAAGGAGGAGGACGAUGUACAGGCCCUGAUGUCCACGGAUUCUGAAUCUGACAGCGACAUCGCCGAGGCGCAAAGGAUGGCUCGCAAACCCAGCAAAGCCUCUUCAUCUGCAACCUCUACAAAAGAAGCUAAACCACGCCAAAAGAAGACUGCCUCCUCAUCUUCCAAGACGGCCUCCUCGUCUACUGAUGCCCCCGCAAAGCCCCCAGCGAAAAGACGUGCAAAAAAACAACCCACAGACUAA
Molecule: messenger RNA, 402 nt
Organism: Dibothriocephalus latus
Lineage: Eukaryota; Metazoa; Platyhelminthes; Cestoda; Diphyllobothriidea; Diphyllobothriidae
Source: the annotation of a GenBank genome assembly